Choloepus didactylus (southern two-toed sloth) is the source of this 3258-nucleotide messenger RNA. RefSeq names its product phosphatidylinositol-4-phosphate 5-kinase type 1 beta (gene PIP5K1B). Gene Ontology annotation, biological process: phosphatidylinositol metabolic process. The record is from RefSeq and is a predicted model, not a curated record. NCBI's taxonomy places the organism in Eukaryota, Metazoa, Chordata, Mammalia, Pilosa, Megalonychidae. The coding region runs from base 889 to 2511 and encodes 540 amino acids. Gene Ontology annotation, molecular function: phosphatidylinositol kinase activity. The transcript has 15 exons.
UCAGCAGACCCUGUCUCUUCCAGGGGUGUAAUUGAGACUAGAGGCUGAGGCAGAGGGUGGGCUUAAACUGUUUUCCAGCCCCUGGGAUCUGAAUUCUCUGAAAGAGAGCCGCCACUUGUGAUGGGCCCUUCCCUACCCCCUUUCUUCAAGAAGAUAUGCUCUUCAGGGAAUUAUCUCCUUCAAUUGACUAGUAACUUUGACUCUCAGAUAUUACUUAACUCCACCCUUGCCUGGGUCAAUGCUGACAACUGAAGAAGUCUGCUACUUGCUUUAUGCUAAAAAGUUAAAAAAAAAAAAAAAAUCCCUCUCAGCUCUGGUCCCCAGCCCCUUGGUCUGCCAAUCAAGAGCUGGAGUUAGUACCUGGCUCUUUGCAGCCUUUUUCUUGGGGAGCAGCCCUUUUCUAGUAUUCUGCACUCAGCCGACUCCAAACACCUCUUUUUUUUGUUUGUUUGUUUGUUUUUUGGUCAGUCCUACCUUCUCUCUUCUGGAGACACCUCCAGGUUCCUUUCCUGCUUUCUCUUGGUUUAUCUGUGCUCAGAGCUUGUGUUCAGUAGUCUGAUUUUAUUCAUUAAAUUGGUAGUUGGAGCUUGAUUGAGCUGCCGUCUUCUGCUCCCAGUAAACACUGCUUCUUUUUCCCACAGGAAGUGUUCCAGCUCAGACUACUGUGCCAGUGGGGUAGGGGCACCAUCCUCCGCAGAUUGGGAGACUUGCAGUUCUGUGCUUUAAUCUCAGCCCUUCCACCUGUUACAGACUACUGUAUGAUGUGUGUCUGGUCACGAAAUUCUCCCAAACUAUUGUUCCAGGAACCUGGGAAGGAAAAGAGUCUCAGCAAUGAAUAGGCCACUGAUCGCUACCAACUACAGAUGACUUGCCAUUUCAUUUACAAAGAUGUCGUCUGCUGCUGAAAAUGGAGAUGCAGCACCUGGAAAACAAAAUGAAGAAAAAACCUACAAAAAGACUGCAUCAUCUGCUAUUAAAGGUGCUAUUCAGCUGGGAAUAGGAUACACGGUGGGUAAUCUCACUUCCAAGCCCGAUCGAGAUGUUCUCAUGCAAGACUUUUAUGUGGUGGAAAGUGUGUUCCUGCCCAGUGAAGGGAGCAAUCUGACCCCAGCUCAUCACUACCCAGACUUCAGAUUUAAGACAUAUGCUCCACUAGCAUUCCGAUAUUUCAGAGAACUUUUUGGUAUCAAGCCUGAUGAUUACUUGUAUUCCAUCUGCAGUGAACCUCUAAUAGAACUGUCCAACCCUGGGGCCAGUGGAUCCUUGUUUUUUGUGACUAGUGAUGAUGAAUUUAUCAUCAAAACUGUCCAGCAUAAAGAAGCUGAGUUCCUUCAGAAGCUACUGCCGGGCUAUUACAUGAACUUAAACCAGAAUCCAAGGACUCUUUUGCCAAAAUUUUAUGGCCUGUAUUGCAUGCAGUCAGGGGGCAUUAACAUCAGGAUCGUGGUAAUGAACAACGUCUUGCCACGCUCGAUGAGAAUGCAUUUUACGUAUGACUUGAAAGGCUCUACCUAUAAGCGAAGAGCAUCCCGAAAGGAGAGAGAGAAAUCAAACCCCACAUUUAAGGACUUGGAUUUCCUUCAGGACAUGCAUGAAGGGUUGUAUUUUGAUACGGAAACGUACAACGCGCUGAUGAAAACGCUUCAGAGGGACUGCCGGGUUUUGGAAAGCUUCAAGAUCAUGGACUAUAGCCUUUUGCUGGGAAUCCACAUCUUGGACCAUUCCCUCAAAGACAAAGAAGAGGAGACCUCACAAAAUGUGCCUGAUGCUAAGCGGCCUGGGACACAGAAGGUCCUCUACUCAACAGCAAUGGAAUCCAUCCAGGGUCCAGGGAAGACUGGAGACGGGGUCAUCACAGAGAACCCGGACACGAUGGGAGGCAUUCCAGCUAAAAGCCAUAAAGGAGAAAAACUACUUUUAUUUAUGGGCAUUAUUGAUAUUCUACAGUCAUAUAGGUUAAUGAAGAAGUUAGAACAUUCCUGGAAAGCUCUUGUUUAUGAUGGGGACACUGUUUCAGUUCACAGACCAAGUUUUUAUGCAGACAGAUUUCUAAAGUUCAUGAAUUCCAGAGUUUUCAAGAAAAUUCAAGCCUUGAAGCCUUCACCUUCUAAGAAACGGUGCAAUUCCAUUGCUGCCUUGAAGGCGACAUCUCAGGAGAUUGUGUCCUCAGUUAGCCCGGAAUGGAAGGACGAGAAGCAUGAUUUGCUGACUGAAGGACAAAGUUUCAGCAGCCUUGACGAAGAAGCACUCGGGCCCCGACACCGGCCAGACCUGGUGCCCAGCACUCCAUCAUUGUUUGAAGCUGCUUCCUUGGCAACCACAGUUUCAUCUUCCUCCUUAUACGUCAAUGAACAUUAUCCACCCGACAGGACGACGCUUUAUUCAAACAGUAAAGGGUUACCUUCCAGUUCAAGCUUUACCUUGGAAGAGGGGACCAUCUACUUGUCUUCUGAGCCAAAUGCUCUGGAAAUGCAGGAUGAUAAUGCCUCAGUGCUUGACGUCUAUUUAUAAGUGAAAAUGGUCAUCACUUAAGUAGAUGGAUGAGACACGAACACACUGUGGUGGAAAAGAAGUUUCUCCACUCCAGAAUCACCCAAAGGAACUUGGCUGAGCCCCACUAUAUACUGAGUAAUGAUCAAGUGGACUUUAGAGUUUGCAAGCUAUCAGGGGGAGCCUUGGUCCACAGACUGAUCAGCAGAUGUGAUGUGAAAAAUACCACCCUGUUCUAUCAUUUGCUGUUGCUUGCUCAAAUGUGAAGAACUGCAUGAACCAUAUUUAAGCUGCUUUCUAUACCAUUGCCAAUCACCUUUUUGGACUUGGAAGUACUAUUUUCCUAUUGAAUCUUGCAUUAUUUCAUUUUGCAUGUAUCCAGUGAUUAUACAUAAGCAACAUAUGUAAUCUGCUUAUAUAUAUAUAUAUAUUUUAAAACCAUCCAUGCAAAAUGGUGAAUAAAUUCUACUUUUUUGCAAAAUUAAAAUCAUAACCCAUGUCAUUGAAAGUUUAAAUUGGUUUCAUAUAAAGAUCAGUGUAACAGGUCUGCAUAUACUGUAUAGAAAACUAGCUUCUAUAACUAUUUUUCACUGUUUACUAGUGAAAUGAGAAAAGCAAAGCUAUUUAUAAAAGGCCUUAUGUCGUGUACAUACAAUGUCUCUGAAAUAUUUGUGAUUUAGUUUAUUGCUUGUAAAAGAGAAAUUAUAUAAUUUAUUUAGUAAAUACUACUGUAAACUAUAGUUUUAUUGAGAGAAAUAAAAUAUUUUG